This is a messenger RNA of Amoebophrya sp. A120, 437 nucleotides long. Lineage: Eukaryota; Dinophyceae; Syndiniales; Amoebophryaceae. The record is from the annotation of a GenBank genome assembly.
GUGAAAACGCCCGCGCGCACGAAGCGCGAUUGGCUCGCCCAACUGGGAAUGGACAAGGUCAAGGAGCUUCUGCUUUCAAAGGGCCCACUGGGAAUACUACGACGGAGUACAACUAUUCCGAUGUUGCCCGUCACGACGUCGCUCCUGCCCAGGUCGGAUUUUUUCGUACGGACCGCUACUGAAGAGCAACAGCGCCGUGAUUUUUACAGCGAGAUAGAAAAUGUUGAACAACGUCGCGGGCAAAUAAUAAAACAAGCGGAAAUGUCGGUGGUAAAAGAUGCAGAGCCGAUUGCUGGUGCACAGCAACAAGACCAACAUCUUCGCACUCCUUCGAAAAAACCUCCACGACGGUAUCAUGCAAACAAUCCAAACCAAGACCAACCAAUGGAUGAGUUUCCUGACCUGCAGCUCCCAGCGCGCAGCCGCGAACGGCGUGG